ACAUUGUAAUUUUUUAUUUUCUGAUUUAUAUUUGUCUGAACCCUAAACCCUAGAUUACCGUAAAUUAUAAAAAAAAAAAGAUCUGAAGGUUCAGGUAACUUAAAAACCCUAGCUCUCCAUUUCUGAUUGUCAAACAGCAAUGGCCUUAUACUCUCGCCUCCGCACAACUCUCAACCUUACCUCACUUAAAAAACGUCACUUCUCGGCGUCGUCAGUCCUCGCCUUUGGUGAUUCGUUGCCGUUGACCGCCAAAGAAAAGACACGGGCCGCUCUUUCUCUCCUCAAGUCAGAAUCCAAUCCCGAACGUAUUCUCGACAUCUGCCGAGCUGCCUCUCUCACUCCCGACUCUCAUCUUGACCGCAUCGCCUUCUCAAUCGCCAUCUCCAAGCUAUCCCAAGCCAAUCACUUUAACGGCAUUGCACAGUUCCUUGAAGAACUCAAGACCCGACCCGAUUUGACACGAAACGAACGUUUUGUUUCUCACUCUAUCGUCCUUUAUGGUCAAGCAAAUAUGAUCGAACACGCCAUCCGUACAUUCAAGGAAAUGGAAAACAACGGCUUUUGUUAUUCUGUGAAGUCAUUAAACGCGCUGCUAUUCGCCUGCCUAGUGGCGAAGAAUUAUAAAGAAGUGAAACGAGUAUUCGUUGAGUUCCCGAAAAUUUACUCAAUCGAGCCAAAUUUGGAGACAUAUAAUACUGUGAUUAAGGCCUUUUGUGAGUCAGGCGAUUCGAGUUCAGUGUAUUCUGUGUUGGCUGAGAUGGAUAGGAAAUCGGUUAAGCCCAAUAGGGAGACGUUUGGGACUUGGUUAGCUGGAUUUUAUAAAGAGGAGAAGUAUGAAGAUAUUGGGAAAGUUUUGAAAUUGAUGGAGAAAUAUAAUAUAAAGUCAGGGCUUGGUGUGUACAACAUAAGGAUUCAGAGUUUGUGUAAGCUGAAAAAACCUGUGGAAGCCAAAGCAUUGUUUAAUGGUAUGUUAUCAAGAGGGAUGAAGCCGAAUUCGGUAACUUAUAACCAUUUGAUUCAUGGGUUUUGUAGGGAAGGGAAUUUGGAUGAAGCAAAGAAAUUGUUUAAGAGUAUGAUUAACAGAGGGUGUAAACCGGAUAGUGAAUGUUAUUUCACUUUGGUGCAUUUCUUGUGUCAAAGCCGGGAUUAUGAGAUGGCACUGAAGGUGUGUAAGGAGAGUAUGGAGAAGGGCUGGGUGCCAAAUUUCACUACAAUGAAGUUGCUUGUGAAUGGACUGGCGAGUGUUUCCAGAGUUGAUGAAGCAAAGGAAGUUGUUGGGGCGGUAAAACAGAAAUUCUCUAAGAAUGCUGAUAUGUGGAAUGAGGUUGAAGCGGGUUUGACACAAUAGAGAAAUUAAGGUAUGCAAGUUUGUUAGAUGAGUAUGGAGAUGAAUUAAUAAUACUAAAUUUCAGAAUUUUGUAUGAAAAAUUAUAUUUUCAUUUAAUUUUAUUGGCUUAUGGAGAUUUGAUGUUAAUUAUCUGAAGCUCAUGUAGUUAUUAAUUUGAUUCCUGAUUCAAUUGACACAAUGAAGUAAAUGGAGUACAUGUAAUUAAGUAUGUGAUGUGAUAUUUUUGGUUUGA
Molecule: messenger RNA, 1580 nt
Organism: Mangifera indica (mango)
Lineage: Eukaryota; Viridiplantae; Streptophyta; Magnoliopsida; Sapindales; Anacardiaceae
Product: pentatricopeptide repeat-containing protein At1g61870, mitochondrial
Exons: 1
Coding region: 140-1348 (402 amino acids)
Cellular component (GO): chloroplast
Molecular function (GO): protein binding
Source: RefSeq, a predicted model, not a curated record